AAUUGAAAGUUUUGAUUCCGUCACUCACACUAUAAUGAAUCAUAGCUUCCAACUUCAAGUUCAAGCUAUCAUCGCCACCUCUUUUCGCCAACGCCACUUCUCCUUUUCUUCCCGUUACACUGCCUCGAGGGUAUCAUUUUCUAGUUUUUGUUGCGGGAGAAAUUCAGAAAUGGAGGAAGUGAAGGUUGCUUCGGACUUCUUGGUGGGUGACCCUGCGUUGUUGGAGAAGAAAAUUGAUGCAAUUCGUUCGGGUGGUCCCCAGAAGCUUCAGGUGAUUGCUGAUUUUGAUGCCACGUUAACUAAGUUUUCGGUUAAUGGAACUCGUGGUCAAAGCAGUCAUGGCCUUUUGCAGCAGGGUAAUCCAGAAUAUGAUGCCAAAAGGCAGCAAUUAUAUGAAUACUACCAUCCAUUAGAAUUUUCACCGACUAUUGGACUUGAAGAGAAAACGAAGCUCAUGGAAGAGUGGUGGGGAAAAACACACGCUCUGCUUGUUGAGGGAGGACUUACAUAUGAAUCAAUAACACAAUCUGUUGCUAAUGCUAACAUAGCUUUCAGGGAAGGUGUCUCUGAACUUUUAGAGUUUCUGGAGGAAAGAGACAUUCCUGUGUUAAUAUUCUCUGCAGGGCUCGCUGAUAUCAUUGAAGAGGUCCUAAGGCAGAAACUUCACAGAUCCUUCAAGAAUGUGAGGAUAGUAUCCAACAGAAUGGUAUUUAAUGACAAUGGCAGCCUUGUAUCAUUUAAAGGAAAAUUGAUUCAUAGCUUAAAUAAAAAUGAGCACGCUCUUGAUAUGGCAGCUCCUGUUCAUGAGAGGUUUGGUGAUUUGGAUGGUCCUACUGAUGACAAUGCCUCAUUGAAGAAGAGAACCAAUGUUCUCCUUCUUGGUGAUCACCUUGGAGACUUGGGAAUGUCUGAUGGUUUGAAUUAUGAGACCCGAAUAUCCAUGGGAUUCCUGAACCACAACAUUGAGAACUCACUCAGCUGCUAUCGAGAAGCUUUUGACGUUGUUUUUGUGAAUGAUGCAGCCAUGUGGGGAGUUAUCAAAUUGGUGUCUGAAAUCUGUUCAAGUGGUGUUUGAUUAUUUCAAUCUCAUUCUUUUUUGCUUUAUAUUAGGAUUCCAGUCUCACAAUCUCAACCAUUCAGUGUUUUGUUUCACUGAAUAAUAUAACUUAUGUAGAAGACUUCUGGAUUGCAUAUUCUUAAAAUAAAUCAAAGGACAAUGCCACCUUCACAUGUAA
This is a messenger RNA of Vigna radiata var. radiata (mung bean), 1235 nucleotides long. Its product is annotated as 7-methylguanosine phosphate-specific 5'-nucleotidase A. Gene Ontology annotation, cellular component: cytoplasm. Gene Ontology annotation, molecular function: 5'-nucleotidase activity; magnesium ion binding. NCBI's taxonomy places the organism in Eukaryota, Viridiplantae, Streptophyta, Magnoliopsida, Fabales, Fabaceae. The record is from RefSeq and is a predicted model, not a curated record. The coding region runs from base 35 to 1075 and encodes 346 amino acids. The transcript is spliced from 10 exons.